Orycteropus afer afer is the source of this 1296-nucleotide messenger RNA. RefSeq names its product zona pellucida glycoprotein 3 (gene ZP3). Gene Ontology annotation, molecular function: acrosin binding. The record is from RefSeq and is a predicted model, not a curated record. Gene Ontology annotation, cellular component: extracellular matrix. The coding region runs from base 1 to 1296 and encodes 431 amino acids. Gene Ontology annotation, biological process: egg coat formation; binding of sperm to zona pellucida; positive regulation of acrosome reaction. Lineage: Eukaryota; Metazoa; Chordata; Mammalia; Tubulidentata; Orycteropodidae. The transcript is spliced from 8 exons.
AUGGGGCUGGGCUACGGGUUCCUCCUCUGCUUUCUGCUCUGGGGUAGCACAGAGCUGUGCUACCCCCACCCUCUCUGGCUGCUUCAGAGAGCAGCCCGUGGCCCCGCGUCAUCCUCGCCACCUGUGCGGGUGGAGUGCCUGGAGGCCCAGCUGGUGGUCACUGUCAGCAAGAACCUCUUUGGCACCGGGAAGCUUGUCAGGCCUUCAGACCUCACCCUGGGCCCUGAGCGCUGUAAGCCCCUGGCCUCCGAGGACGGUGCCGACGUGGUCAGGUUUGAGGUUGGCCUGCACGAGUGUGGCAGCAGUGUGCAGGUGACGGAGGAUGCCCUGGUGUACAGCACCUACCUGCUCCACAGCCCCCGCCCUGUAGGGAACCUGUCCAUCCUGAGGACUAACCAUGCUGAGGUCCCCAUCGAGUGCCACUAUCCCAGGCAGGGCAACGUGAGCAGCCAGGCAGUCCUGCCCACCUGGGUGCCCUUCAGGACCACGGUGCACUCACAGGAGAAGCUGGCUUUCUCUCUGCGCCUGAUGGAGGAGGACUGGAGUGCUGAGAAGAGGACCCCCACCUUCCAGCUGGGAGACACAGCCCACCUUCAGGCGGAGGUUCACACAGGCAGCCAUAUGCCACUGCGACUGUUUGUGGACCACUGUGUGGCCACCCCGACACCAGCCAGGACCACUUCCCCUCAUCACACCAUCGUGGACUUUCACGGUUGUCUCAUGGAUGGUCUCUCCGACUCCUCCUCUGUAUUCAGGACCCCCAGACCCGGGCCAGAUACUCUCCAGUUCACACUGGAUGUGUUCCACUUUGCUAACGACUCCAGAAACACGAUCUUUAUCACCUGUCAUCUGAAGGUUGCUCCGGCCAACCAAGUCCCAGACCAACUAAACAAAGCCUGUUCCUUCAGCAAGUCUUCCAACAGCUGGUCCCCAGUGGAGGGCACUGAUGACAUCUGUGGCUGCUGUAACAACGGUGACUGUGGCGUGCUAGGUGGUUCCAGGAGGCUGCCCCCCACAGGCAAGCUGUCAACGAGCCAGCGGCAGAAGUCCACUUCCCGCAAACGCAGGCAUGUGGCAGAAGAAGCAGAUGUCACCGUGGGGCCACUGAUCUUCCUGGGAAAGGCUGGUGACCGUGGUAUGGAGGAGUGGGCGUCUGCUGCUCAGAGCUCCAUGGCACUAGGUGUGGGCCUGGUUGUGGUGGUGACCUUGACUCUGGCCGCUGUCAUCCUGGGUCUGGCCAGGAGGCGACGAGCUGUUUCCCACCCUGAGAUGUGCCCUGUGUCUGAUUCCAAAUAA